AUGUUGGCCAUUAAGCGUAUUGCACCCACGUUGGUCAAGAACCAUGCUCGUUAUUUAGGUACUUACAACAGUCCUAGCAACCACCGCGAGUUGACAGCGGAAGAAAAGAAAGUGAUUGAACCCAUGAUUCGCGUGGAUCAGUCGGGUGAAGUCGGGGCCUAUUACAUUUACAAAGGUCAAAUUGCAGUUCUAGGAGGCGAUGCUAAACUAAGACCGAUUCUGGACGAAAUGUGGGAACAAGAAAAGGAGCAUUUAAAGCUAUUUAGUGAAUUGGUCGGUGAACAUCGUGUUCGUCCUAGUCUUUUAAGACCCAUUUGGGAAGUGGCUGGUUUUGCUGUGGGUGCUGGUACGGCUCUCAUGGGAAAAGAAGCUGCCAUGGCUUGUACAGAGGCUGUCGAAACAGUCAUUGGCAACCAUUACAAUGACCAGCUCCGUGAACUUCAUGCAUUCAAAGAUCCUAAUGAACAGCUGAAAUAUCUUUCCAAAACGGUGGCUAGUUGCAGAGACGACGAAUUAGAACACCAUGAUAUUGCAGUUGAGCAUAAUUCACGCCAGGCUCCCUUUCAUGCCGCAUUAAGCGCAGUGAUUACACAAGGAUGCAAAUCUGCUAUUUGGGUUGCUGCUCGAAUUUAA
This is a messenger RNA of Mucor mucedo, 633 nucleotides long. Its product is annotated as ubiquinone biosynthesis protein Coq7. Gene Ontology annotation, cellular component: mitochondrial inner membrane. The record is from RefSeq and is a predicted model, not a curated record. Gene Ontology annotation, molecular function: 3-demethoxyubiquinol 3-hydroxylase activity. The coding region runs from base 1 to 633 and encodes 210 amino acids. Gene Ontology annotation, biological process: ubiquinone biosynthetic process. NCBI's taxonomy places the organism in Eukaryota, Fungi, Mucoromycota, Mucoromycetes, Mucorales, Mucoraceae. The transcript has 2 exons.